This is a messenger RNA of Diatraea saccharalis (sugarcane borer), 1099 nucleotides long. NCBI's taxonomy places the organism in Eukaryota, Metazoa, Arthropoda, Insecta, Lepidoptera, Crambidae. The record is from the annotation of a GenBank genome assembly.
UUAAACUGUCACUGUCACUUUUAUUGCCUUUCAAAAAUGUCAAGUGAAAUUUUAGCGAAAAAUUUCAAAAAUAUUACAAAGUUGUCUUUCCAAAAUUAAUAUGUGACGUAGCAAAAAAAACUAUUCAGAAGUAAUCUCAUGUCCAUUCCUUAAUACAUUUUUUUCUAUAAUCAAUCAAAUGUAUAUGUAACUAUGUUGUUUACAUAACUUUAAGUUACGACUAUGAAGUGUCGUUAGAAAUUACAUAAAUUCAGUGUUCCAGCAUGUUAUUGUGGAUACAAAAAUAUUAUUCACGGUAGGCGACGUAGGCUGUAAACCUAGGUCUUUGUAUAACACAAUGAACGACCAACCGCCUUGUGAUAUCUUCAGGGAUACUUGGGUUCGAUACUUAGGAUAUGCCAAUGAAGUAGGUGAGGCGUUCCGUCCUGUUGUACCAUCAGCCUUGGUGCGGUUCAGUUACGGGCUAGCAUUCUCAUAUGUUGUAGCCGACACUAUGGACAAGGGAGUCAAGAUGUUUGUGGAAGAUGGCCGGCCGAGAAAUGUGAUGAAAGCUUCUGGAGAUGCCCUUUUAUGGCAAACUCUCGCAUCCAUAAUCUUACCCGGUAUCACAAUAAAUAGGUUGUGCGCUUACUCCGGUCGUGCCCUCAAUAAAUUUAAGAAGGUUCCUGCUCCGGCGCGCGCUUUGCUCACCGUCGGGAUAGGUUUGGCAUCAAUCCCAAUUAUCAUCGUGCCUAUAGACCACGGCGUCACCUACUUAAUGGAUCACACUUAUAGAAGAUGGGUCACAUAAUGUUUGGUUAUUAAUAAUAGAAUAUUUGAAACGUUUCUCAAUUUGACGGCCUUAUAAUAUACUAAAAAAAAUAUCAAUUUAUGCUGUUACAGUAAAAAACUUGCACAGACACAACGACUAAACUUGCACAGGACGCUAAAUUUCCAAGGGCAGCUAAUUUUGACCAAUCAGGUUGAUUCAAGUAGCGCGCUAUGGGGCGAUCUGCUUAAGCCCUACUGUAUGUGAUUGGGAGGGAAAUAUAGUAUGCUAUAUUUUAUAGCUUUUAGCUGUUAAAACAGUACUGAUAAUGAAUUUUAAUCAUAGGUUCGC